AUGCCUUCUGCGUCCAAGGUUCAGCUGGCCCGGCACUACUACAAGACUAAAGCCGACCUCGCUAGCUCGACCAGGACCAAGAGCAAGCGAGACCCCAAGCCACUCAAGGGUAGGCGUAAGGUUGCGCGUGCAGAAAGGGAGGCAGCGAGAGCCCGCCAGAGGCUCAUGGACACACGCGAGUUUGCUGAAUACGACCUGCGAGUGGUGUCUCGCCGCACGAUUCGUGACCCAGAUCGUACGUCGGCUAUGGAAGCCAACGAGGCUCGCUUAUGGAAGAUGUGUACGGCCUGUCACAAGGAGCUCGGGGAGGGAGUAUACCGCUUGUACUUGGCCAAACGUAUCAAGCGCCUCGAGGCCAUGGCCUGUUCGGGAUCUCUCCCAAAAGACGAGACUCAGUCCUUCCUUGCGCUUCGGCGGUUGGUAGCCCUUCUGGCGCAGGAGCGAGUCAUGCUGGACACGAAUGAAGCACAGUUGAAGGCGGCCGGGUUCGACGGCACGUUUAUCGCUCUCGGCAGGACCAUCAACAAGAGAGGUUUCAAGAGGGAGCUUGGGUGGUACACGGAAGACGAGCUGCGAGCGUGCUAUGAAGAGGGGCUGCGCACGGCGGCGAAGCCGGAAGACCUUCCAGUUUCUGAGAGCGAUAUUUGA
Peniophora sp. CBMAI 1063 is the source of this 648-nucleotide messenger RNA. The record is from the annotation of a GenBank genome assembly. Lineage: Eukaryota; Fungi; Basidiomycota; Agaricomycetes; Russulales; Peniophoraceae.